Nomia melanderi (Alkali bee) is the source of this 2669-nucleotide messenger RNA. RefSeq names its product prolyl endopeptidase. Lineage: Eukaryota; Metazoa; Arthropoda; Insecta; Hymenoptera; Halictidae. Gene Ontology annotation, biological process: proteolysis. Gene Ontology annotation, cellular component: cytosol. Gene Ontology annotation, molecular function: serine-type endopeptidase activity; oligopeptidase activity. The record is from RefSeq and is a predicted model, not a curated record.
AUACAUUUUCUCAGAAACGUUUUCUUCGAGUUAUCGAUAGACUUUUAUCUGAGACCAUACAAAUCGCCUUUAAUUACAAUGAUUCGGUUAAUUAUGAAUAUUGUAUGUGCGUAAUUACAUUAUAUCAGCUGGUUUAAGUUUGCGUAAGAAUGUACAGAUAACGUUUGUGUGACCCUGUGUAUAAUGCGUUUGGUGGUUGUGUCGGUAAUUGCAAAUACGAUAAAGAAAUGUUGUUUGCAUAAAGUCGAAAAUAGUGCCUAUAGAAAUCUAUUAAAAUUCGGUGCUUGUAACCACUUGCAGUUUAUUCGCGCAUCCUCUUCCUCCACGGUUAAAGUGCCGAAUCAUUUAACAGAAAACAGCAAAGGACGUCGAAACAUUAUGGAAAAAUUGCAAUACCCCGAAGCGUAUCGGGAUGAAACCGUAGUCGAUAAUUAUCAUGGAGUCGAGGUACCAGAUCCUUAUAGAUGGCUAGAAGAUCCAGAUUCUGAAAAAACCAAAGCAUUUGUUGAUGCCCAAAAUGCUGUUACUAAACCAUAUUUGGAAUCGUGUAAUGCACGUGAAGAUAUUUAUAAUCGGUUGACACAGUUAUUCAAUUUCCCAAAAUACUCAUGUCCUAGCAGACAUGGCGAUAAAUACUAUUUCUAUAAAAAUACGGGUUUACAAAACCAAAGCGAUUUAUAUGUACAAGAUACAUUAGACAGUGAACCAAGAAUAUUUUUUGAUGUAAAUAAAUUAUCAGAAGAUGGUACUGUUACAAUUUCUAUUAGUAAAUUUAGUGAAGACGGUAGUAUAUUUGCAUAUGGAUUAUCUAGUAGUGGAUCUGAUUGGUGUACAAUUCAUUUUAUGGAUACGAAAACUGGUGAAAAAUAUCCAGAAGUUUUAGAAAAGGUCAAAUUUUCUGAGAUAGAAUGGACUCUUGAUAAUAAAGGCAUAUUUUAUAGUUGUUAUCCAGAACAGCAAGGUAAAACUGAUGGUUCCGAAACGGAAGGCAAUAAAAACCAAAAGUUAUGCUAUCAUUUUGUUGGAACACCACAGUCAGAAGAUGCUAUUGUAGUUGAAUUUCCUGAAGAACCUUUAUGGAGGAUUGGUGCAGAAGUUUCCCAUUGUGGAAAGUGGCUAAUUGUUACACCCGUGAAGAAUUGUAGGCUUAAUUUAUUGUAUAUUGCAGAAUUGAAACCAGAUAUGAAAUUUAAAGAAAAAUUGCAAUUAACUCAAGUCAUUCAUAAAUUUGAAGCCGAUUAUGAAUAUGUAACAAAUGAGGGGUCUAAGGCUAUAUUCCGCACUAACAAAGGUGCACCAAACUAUAGACUAGUAAUUAUAGAUUUACUGGAUUAUGCGGAAGAUAAGUGGGUCGACCUUUUAUCGGAACAUUCGCAUAAUGUAUUAGAUGCUGUCUGUGCGGUAGACCAGGAUAAAUUUGUCGCUUGUUACAUUGAAGAUGUUAAGAAUAUUCUGCAACUACAUAGUUUAAAAACAGGUGAAAAAUUGAGAACAUUUCCGCUUGAACUAGGCAAAGUAAUCAAUUUUACAGGAGACAAAAAAUAUUCGGAAAUAUUUUACCAAUUUACAUCCUUUUUGAUUCCUGGUAUUAUAUACAAAGUUGAUCUUAAAACUGACGAAGAACCACAGGUGUUACGGGAGAUUAAAGUAAAAAACUUUGAUAUAAGCUUGUAUAAGACUAGUCAAAUAUUUUAUACUAGUAAUGAUGGUACAAAAAUUCCAAUGUUCUUAGUAAUGAAAAAGGAUGCAGUUUUGGAUGGCACUAUGCCAGCAUUAUUGUAUGGUUAUGGAGGUUUUAAUAUAAGCAUUCAACCUACAUUUAGUAUCACAAAGCUAGUUUUUGUGCAACACUUGAAUGGAGUAUUAGCAGUCGCAAAUAUUCGUGGAGGCGGCGAAUAUGGAACAAAAUGGCAUAACGGCGGGAGGCUCCUUAAGAAACAAAACGUGUUUGACGAUUUUCUAGCUGCUGCUAAUUAUUUAAUUGAUAAUGACUAUACAACACCAUCAAAGUUAAGCAUUUUAGGUGGCAGUAAUGGGGGAUUGUUAGUUGCUGCGUGUGCAAAUCAAAAACCUAAUCUAUUUGGUGCUGUAAUUGCUCAAGUUGGGGUAAUGGAUAUGUUACGUUUUCAUAAAUUUACGAUUGGUUCUGCUUGGGUAUCUGAUUACGGUAGUUCAGAUAAAGCUAAAGACUUCGAGAACCUUAUAAAAUACUCCCCUUUACAUAACGUAAGGGUUCCAGAGAAUGGACAAUAUCCAGCAACAUUACUAUGGACUGCAGAUCACGAUGAUCGCGUGGUACCAUUGCAUAGUCUUAAGUUUAUCGCAACCCUACAGCAUACGCUGGGGAAUUUACCGCAACAAACUAAUCCCUUGCUUAUUAGAAUAGAUACCAACUCCGGGCAUGGCAGUGGGAAACCAGUUACGAAGAUGAUUGAUGAAAGUACAGACAUUUUAGUAUUUAUAGUGAAGACAUUGAAUAUUGAAUUUAAAUUGUAAAACACUAUCAAGAAUAUUAAAAUUUUUAUAUUUUAUACUACGAAUAAGUAUCGUAACACAUUCGAAAAUAUUCUGCGAAAUAUUGUUUCAGAAUAUUCCAGCAUGCUUUAUCGCAAAUUAUUUUGUGAAGAAAAUUUCUGUUUCUGAAAAAUAAAAUGUCUCAUGCAAUUUAC